Molecule: messenger RNA, 1257 nt
Organism: Prunus avium (sweet cherry)
Lineage: Eukaryota; Viridiplantae; Streptophyta; Magnoliopsida; Rosales; Rosaceae
Source: RefSeq, a predicted model, not a curated record
AUGGAUCAUUCGACCGAUCAGACUGAGAGUAGUACUCCAUUAGCAUCGGCCAAUGCCGUUGAUCAGGAAGCUGCAACUGACAACACAGUUUUAAUCAGGGGCAUGGAUCUUGAUGCUUUCAACGCUGCAAAAAAAGGCAAAACUGAUGUCCUUAGGGGAUACCAUCUUGACCAAAUAUUGACUCCAACCAAGAACACAGUCCUCCAUAUUUAUGUAGCUUUUGCAAGCAGCCCAAAUUACGUCGAACCAGAAGAAGAAGAGCUGAAGCCACCCAGCGUUGUGGAUAAAAUCCUUCAAAUGUGUCCAGCACUGCUAUCGCAGGAGAACGAGAUUGGCGAGACUGCCUUACACAUUGCGGCCAGACAUGGGCGGGCUGAUAUAGUUGAACGUCUUAUCGAAACUGCAAAAGCUGGUCGUCGUGAAGACCUUGAGAAUGGGCCCUCAUCAUCAGUAGAAGCCUGGCAGACGCUCAUAAGGGAAACCAAUAAGGAGAAGGACACAGCCUUGCACUUUGCAGUGCGAUUUAAUCACUUUCGUGUGGUGGAGAUACUGACCAGAGAAGACCCUGAAUUUUCCUACUCUGCUAAUGAUGCUGGGGAGACUCCACUUUAUUUGGCUGCCGAGAGGAAAUAUGGUGUUUUGUUCUCUCAAAUACUUAGCACUUGCAAGGAUCCAAAUUACCAAGGCCCCAAUGGAAGAACGGCUUUGCAUGCUGCAGUGAUUUACGGUGAUAAAAAAAUGACUGAAAAAAUACUAGAGAAGAAAAAGGAUUUGGCGAUAGCAGCAGAUGAACAAGGGUGGACCCCACUUCAUUGCGCUGCACUCUCUGGUUGUACUUCAAUUGUAAAACAACUACUGCAAGCUCAUAGAUCCUCUGCCUACAUUGUUGACAAAGCUGAUAAGAAGACCGCUCUUCACAUCGCAGCCUCUAGAGGCCAUGUAGGCGUAAUGAAAGAACUUAUUUCUCAUUGUCCUGAUUGUUGUGAACUGGUCGACCAAAGACGUCGAAAUGCUCGUCAUUAUGCUUUGGAGAAACAUCAAUCACGAAUCACGACGUUUGUUCUAAAGGAUCCAUGGCUUAGCAACAUCCUCCUAAAUGCCAAGGACGUUGACGGCAACACACCCCUCCAUCUACUUGAUGUUUCUCUCGGGACUCGUUUCAUUGGUGAUGCUAGAGUUGAUAAGAUGGCAUUCAAUAAGGAAAACAUGAACGCUCUUGAUGUCAUUAUAGCUGAUGAUUCAAGAAAUGAGGUAUGA